Messenger RNA from Exophiala dermatitidis NIH/UT8656, 2403 nucleotides. RefSeq names its product EST1-like protein A. Gene Ontology annotation, cellular component: telomerase holoenzyme complex. Gene Ontology annotation, molecular function: telomeric repeat DNA binding; protein binding; telomerase RNA binding. Gene Ontology annotation, biological process: nuclear-transcribed mRNA catabolic process, nonsense-mediated decay. NCBI's taxonomy places the organism in Eukaryota, Fungi, Ascomycota, Eurotiomycetes, Chaetothyriales, Herpotrichiellaceae. The transcript has 3 exons. The record is from RefSeq and is a predicted model, not a curated record. The coding region runs from base 1 to 2403 and encodes 800 amino acids.
AUGGAAGAAAAUGCACAAGAGGCGUCCAAAGCUGUAGACCAUACAGAGAAGGAUGUAUUGACCGCAGUAGCAGUCAAGGACGUUGCAUAUACUAUGCUUGACCAACGACUGGCGAGGUUCAGAUCGGCAUGUCAAGACUAUAUCCUCCACGAUUUUGCGGCUGCAGUCAAGGACGAGGUUGAGGCUCGCUUGUGGAAUGCGCAUUCCAAGGUGAACGGGAAGUUCAGGAUUUGGCUGGCUCAGUUUCGCGAGGGUGAUGGCAGAAAGAAGCCGGUUGAGCGCCGAAAGGCAGAGAAACUCUACCUGGAAUUCAUCAAGUCAAGCAUGCGCUUUUAUCGUGGAUACAUUCAGAGGCUAGCAUCCAACUUCGGUGGCAUCGACGAGAUUGUCGAGCUUGCCCGGAGGUUCAACUUGGAUACACUCUCAGUCAACAAACUUCGCCCCGUGGAUGAAAUGCUGAAGAAGCAGAUCGUCAGGUCUUGCUAUUCGAGUCUGGUCCAACUAGGAGACUUGUCUCGGUACAGGGAGACCGAGUUGCAGACGAAAGAACGCAACUGGGGACCUGCCAGAGGUUACUAUGAUCUUGCCUCUGCGCUCGAUCCGACUUCCGGAAUAUCAAACAAUCAGCUCGCAGUUAUUGCACUGGCCGACCAAGACCAUCUACGUGCCGUAUAUCAUCUUUACCGGUCGAUCUGUGUCGAGAACCCUGCUCCUCAAGCGCAAGGAAACUUGAAACUUGAGUUCAGAAAAAUCCGAAAGAGGUAUUCUGAAGGCAAAUCGAAAGAAGAUGAUGUCGUCAAAGGAAGGUCCAGGCUUCAGGACGAUUUCCUUCUCUUUCACGCCCGUAGCUGGGACGGUGGGGAUCAUGUUGGUGAUGAGGACGAACAGGCCAACGUGCUUCGCCUUCUUGCGGACGAGCUGAGGGUACGGCCCCACGAGGAUACCAUCAGAAAAUUUUGUUUGAUCAAUAUUGCGGCACAAGAUGUGGCUGCAAAGAGAGCAAGUAGCGAUCCCGCUUUGACACGCUCAUUCGAGACAUUUCGGCGGAUGAAUACAGCCACUUUCAUAACAUUGCUAGAGCUUCUAGUUGAAGAGCUGGAGGCUAUUCCAUCAUCUGGCAGGGCCACCCCAAGCCGUGCGAGCAGUGAUCCAUUUCGACUCACUCCUAUCACCCGCCGCAUGCUUCCUCAUCUUAGACUGUAUAGCGGCUGGUUAUUGAGCAAUGCGCAACAGCUCCUCCAGAAUGAGACGCUUCAGCGCGAAAUGGCAACUUUAUGGCGGACCUACGCAUAUGCUUUGAGUCUGCUUAGGCAAGCAUUUCCCGUCAUAACGAAAAUACCGGAGCUCCCUUACCUCUUAGAUGAGGAUGGUGACACUCUUGCAUUCUCUCCUUUCAGCAGUCUUGUCGAUGAGACACGCUUUCGCGGUGCUGACGGUCGAACGAAGCCGGUCUAUGGCGAGGCGACCGUUGGCCCGCGAUCAGUUCAGAAUGAGAUGCUGUACAGAGUCAAAUGCUUGGUCAAAGAUGGGCUCUUUCUUUGCAAAAAGGAAAUGGUGGGGCCGAUCCCUGUCCCGUUGGUGUUUGCUGGCGGCCGAUUCAACUUUAUUGCAGAAGACUCAACAGGACAAGAGAUUCCUUUACCUGAUAUGGAGAAUGGUUCGUCGUGUAUUGACGACGAGCAUGCGCCACAAGCUCGCGGUAGCGGCUCUCCUUCACAUCGCCAAAGAACUGGGCCUGACGCCCCUGGGGCAAUGCGCUCUGCUAUGGAGGACAUGGUGAACAGUAUUGUAGGGACCGAACCUCAUGCGUCAGUCGGCGGUGCUUCAAGCCUAGUGACUCCGAUGACGCCUUCGGUCGAGCACCCCUUGGGAAGCACAGCAAACAUGAUGCAGCCGCCGGCCACAAUCACUGCUCUGGACCUUGUCCAACAGCUCCGCCGAUCAUCGGGUGCGUUGCCUCAAGGGCUAGACUUGCCAGGUGUAUGGAGCAGUCCUUUCACGCCACGACCUGGAGAGGCACCGAGUUCUACAUCACGACCAACCACUGCUCAUCGCACGCCACGGCUGGGCACCCCUGGUCCGUCCUUGAACAGCUCGGAGCGGUUUCGAGCACAGCUCGAACUUGAAAAGGAGGCGAUACAGAACCGAACUUCCCCAGUGCCUUCGUUCGAGCCAUCGCCCUCCACCGACUAUGAAGGCCAGCCUCAACCGGCCUAUUGGCUCCGCAUGAAUGGCCCGCUCCAUGCUCAACCACAGCAGUCACCUUGGGCAUCUAGUUUCCCGACAUAUCUUUCGCAUGAGACUGUGAUUUCGCCUCGGAAGCCAGAGCCCUCGCCGUUUGGCGCCGUUGGCGAACCUCGCCCGAGGAGUAACCGCACCCCAACGAGUGGUCAAGCCGGCUGA